Molecule: messenger RNA, 1557 nt
Organism: Neltuma alba
Lineage: Eukaryota; Viridiplantae; Streptophyta; Magnoliopsida; Fabales; Fabaceae
Product: probable flavin-containing monooxygenase 1
Exons: 5
Coding region: 1-1557 (518 amino acids)
Molecular function (GO): flavin adenine dinucleotide binding; N,N-dimethylaniline monooxygenase activity; NADP binding
Source: RefSeq, a predicted model, not a curated record
AUGGAGAGAAGGCAGGUAGGCAUUGUGGGUGCAGGAAUAAGUGGUCUGCUUGCCUGCAAAUACAUGCUGCAGAAGGGCUUCCAUCCCAUAGUGUUGGAAGCCAAGAGCAGCAUUGGAGGAGUUUGGUCCAAAACCAUAGCCACCACUAAGCUCCAAACUCCCAAGGCCCUCUUUCAGUUCUCUGAUUUCCCAUGGCCUUCUUCUGUCCUCCAAGACUUCCCUCACAACCAGCUCGUCCUCCAAUACAUCACUGACUAUGCCAACCACUUUGAUCUGCUAAGGCACGUCAAGUUCAACACUAUUGUCCAAAGCCUUCACUACCAUGGCCCUCCUGAGCAUGAGAUGAAGGCUUGGCAUCUCUGGGGUGGCACUGGCCAGCCUUUCAGCUCCAAAGGAAAAUGGAAAGUUUCUGUCAAGAACACCCUCAAUGAUUCCAGCGAGGAAUACGUGGUGGAUUUUGUGAUUCUAUGCGUGGGAAGAUUCAGCGAUGUUCCGAAUAUUCCAGAGUUCCCUCCAAACAAAGGCCCAGAGGUGUUUGGAGGGAAAGUGAUGCACUCGCAGGACUAUUCCGCCAUGGACAACCAAACUGCUUCUCACUUUGUCAAAGGCAAGCACGUCACCGUCGUUGGAUUCCAGAAAUCUGCGUUAGAUAUCGCAAUGGAGUGCCAAGCGGUCAACGGGAAGAGGCAUCCGUGUAGGGUUUUAUACAGGAGUGAGCAUUGGAACAUUCCAGACUAUCAGCCAUGGGGAAUCCCUCUAGCCUUUCUCUACCUUACUCGUUUCUCAGAGCUUCUCGUUCACAAGCCUGGUGAAGGCCUCCUACUUAGUCUCAUUGCUACUAUUCUUUCGCCCCUGAGAUGGCUGUCCUCAAAAUUCGUUGAAACCCAUAUUACAAGGAAGCUUGGACUGCGUAAGUUUGGAAUGGUACCAGACCAUAGCUUCCAUCAAGCCAUAAACUCUUGCUUGAUCCCAUCCAUGCCUGACAAAUUCUAUGAAAAGGUUGAAGAGGGAAGUAUUCUUUUGAAGAAAGCUCCAAGCUUUGGCUUCUGCCAAGAGGGAAUUUUGGCUGAUGGAGAAGAAGACAAACCCCUCAAGACAGAUUUGGUGAUAUUAGCAACUGGUUUCAGAGGUGAUAAGAAGCUCAAAGAUAUCUUUGCUUCUCCCACUUUCCAAGACCUUAUUGACGGCUCUCCAAAUUCAACCGUUCCUCUCUAUAGAAAAUGCAUACAUCCGGAAAUACCACAAUUGGCAGUGAUUGGGUUCUCAGAAAGCGUUGCAAACUUGUAUACAUAUGAGAUGACAUGCCGGUGGCUGGCGGAGCUUCUGGAUGGGACGUUCCAAGUGCCAAGCAUUGGGGAAAUGAAGAAAGAUGUGAAGAAAUGGGAUGAUUAUAUGAAGCAAAACUCAGGGCAGUACCAUAGGAGGUCAUGUGUAGGUGCCUUACAUAUAUGGUAUAAUGACCAGCUCUGCAAGGACAUGGGUUGGAACCCUAGAAGAAAGAAGGGAUUCAUGGCUGAACUGUUUGAGCCUUAUGGUCCUUUGGAUUAUUCUUCCUGA